GGCAAGGGCGUCGUCACCUCAUGAUAUAAUUUAUUCUUGCGCUUGCCCUCUAUCCCUCCCUGUUCAUUCCUUCUAUCUGCCUUCCAGUUCUUCGGUCUCCAAAUCAUCUUCUCCUGCCAUUCCUCCCAAUAAAGCACUGUUCAGCUUUGACGCCUUCAGCUUCUCAUCCCACUACGCAUCGACCAGCCCUAUCCAAGUAUACACUGUAUUGUUACCUAGUGACUGGGACGAGUCAAUGAACCAGAAUGAGAACAGUGAACCCCAAGUCACCGACACGGGGUUCGAACUCCCCGAGGUGGCCGACCCCGCUCCCUACACAGAGACCAUGCGAAAGAGGAUCGGCGGCAUCGGGGUCAAGUUGAAAAGAGGCGACGAAGUGAGUCCCGACGCGAUGCGGGACCUGGUCCUCUUCCUGAACUGGUCCGAGACCCAGCAGCCGCACCAAGUGGCCCACGCCGAACAGAAGCGGGUGGCCAACAUCCUCCAGUUCAUCCACGACCACUCCGGCGCAGACCCGCAGGCCUCUUUUACGACGGGGAUGAAGAACCGAGCGGGGCGGCUCUACGAAGAGUGGAACCGUCACCUCCCGACGGCGGCGGGGGAAGCCGCAGAACCCGCGACGUACGGCAAUACGGCGGCAGCACCUCCUCGCCGUGCCAGGCCGUCCACUGCACCGAGAGUGGGGGGUCUCAUGUUUCCCCCUCGCGACGACCCCAUCUUCGGCGACCACGGCAUCAUGCACGGCGUGAUCUACAAGCGCGGCUCGCCCCGAACCUGGUGCCUCGACCCCCGGCUGCAGCGCGAAAAACGCAGCGCCCAAGUCGCCGGCCACAACGGCCUCUCGGCGGGCGACUGGUGGCCCAUGCAGAUCGUCGCCCUGUUCAACGGCGCCCACGGCAUGUCCCAGGGCGGUAUCUCCGGCCACCACGAGUACGGCGCCUACUCGGUGGUCGUCUCGGGCUACUACGCGGAUCUCGACCGGGAUCUGGGCGACACCAUCUUCUAUUCCGGCCCGGGGAGCCAUAAUCACCGGAACCCCAACACGCCGCCCUCCGGCACCGCGCUCUUGGAGACGUCCCUGGCGGAUGGGGGUCCGAUCCGGGUUCUGCGGUCGGCGUCGAGUGGGGGCGGUGAGAGCCCCUGGGCGCCUCCGGUCGGGAUCAGGUACGACGGUCUCUAUCAGAUUGCGGCGGUCAGGACGCGGCAUAAUCGGCAUGGGGGUAUCUACAAACAGUUUGAGCUGCGUCGGUUGCCGGGCCAGGAGAGUUUGGAGAGUUUGAAGAGCCGAUCUCCCACCACGCUGCAGAAGCGGCAGUUCAAGGCCAUCAAGCUUGCGUACUAGGGAUGUUCAAAAGCGCGAGUCUGCGUUGGUUGGUUUAGGUCAUUUGCAUAGCGACGGGGUUGUGGCAUAUUGCCAGCCCGGGGUUUAGGGCUAGGUAAUUGAUUCUCUUGCCUGUGCUGUUUGCAUUAAGUCUGCCUCGUCUCCUCGGUCCUACACAUCCUUAUACUCGUGCUUGCCAACCCUUUCACACAGCUCUUUCAAAACACGUCCAGCCCAUGCAAAGUCCUCCGUAUCGAGAUAGACCUGGGCGCUGAGCCGGACAUACCACUUCCCCGCAUGGCAGCAGAUGGGAAUAAAA
Sodiomyces alkalinus F11 is the source of this 1640-nucleotide messenger RNA. RefSeq lists its product as hypothetical. Gene Ontology annotation, molecular function: ubiquitin protein ligase activity. The record is from RefSeq and is a predicted model, not a curated record. Gene Ontology annotation, biological process: negative regulation of gene expression via chromosomal CpG island methylation; protein ubiquitination. The transcript has a single exon. Lineage: Eukaryota; Fungi; Ascomycota; Sordariomycetes; Glomerellales; Plectosphaerellaceae. The coding region runs from base 236 to 1342 and encodes 368 amino acids.